AUGUCGUGGGGCUUCGAGCACUUUACGAUCAUGUCCAUGGUGGACAUCCUUUUGUCGGCGCAUCCAGAAGCCCUAGUCAUAGACUACCAAAGAAGGAUAGUACACGACGCCAUGCAGUCAGAAAGUUUCGAAGCUAACCAGGAUGGACAAGGAGCAGCUCAGUCAGAAUCGACCGCAGAAACAGAGAUAAAAGGACUGGAAGAGUUGAAAAGGCUGCUUAUAUACUUGCGAGUAGAAAUAGAGAGCCGAGAGCAGGUCGCAACUAAAAUUCGCCGAGACAGGUAUCCCGAUCACCGCCCCAAGGGCAAAAGGACUGGAGGUAUGACGACUGGAGCUGUGUUGUACGCUGGACUUGGGCAGCCUGGCGAAAAAAGGAACUGCUUUUUCUGCAGUGCCGCGGAUCACAGCACCGAGGACUGCAAAGCAGACAUUACCCUAGCGGAAAUGUUCAAGAAACUGGCCAAAGAUAUGAGGUGCUAUCGUUGUACCAAGAAGGGUCAUCGGUCAAAGGACUGCAGAGUAAAAGUGGAAUGCAGUAAAUGUCGAAGACGACAUGCGUCAUCGGUUUGUGACCCGUCUAGACAACCGGUAGAAAAGGCUCUGGUCAGUGAAGUGGUUACCACGACGAGCGUCUCUACAACGAACAAUCCACAACGGUGCGAGAGAGCAAGAGUAAUGCUGCAAACGUUCCGUGCCUUGGCAUCAUCGGACACCGAAGGCGCUUACCUCAGAGGCAUAUUCGACGGAGGAAGCCAGCGCAGAUUUAUACGUGAUGACAUAGCCCGCAGACUUAAGCUGCCAGUAAUUGGGCAAACAACGCUUCAGCUCAACGCUUUCGCAGGCUAUGCCAGUCGGGACAAUAUUCGAAAGUGCAAAGUUGUCGAAGUUCGUCGAGCCACCUCCUACUGA
Ornithodoros turicata is the source of this 909-nucleotide messenger RNA. RefSeq lists its product as uncharacterized. Bases 1 to 909 code for a protein of 302 amino acids. The transcript has a single exon. NCBI's taxonomy places the organism in Eukaryota, Metazoa, Arthropoda, Arachnida, Ixodida, Argasidae. The record is from RefSeq and is a predicted model, not a curated record. Gene Ontology annotation, molecular function: nucleic acid binding; zinc ion binding.